Messenger RNA from Psylliodes chrysocephalus, 1597 nucleotides. Lineage: Eukaryota; Metazoa; Arthropoda; Insecta; Coleoptera; Chrysomelidae. The record is from the annotation of a GenBank genome assembly.
UUUUAAAUCACUUUUUUAUUAUUAUUGGUAGAUUGAACUACAGUGCAGUGCAGUGCAGUACAGUACUUAAUAAAAAGCAAAAAUGUUUAUAACUGACAAAUUAUUGACCGACCUAAUUAUAGCGAUUACAACCCUUGGAAUCGCUGCAUAUUUUUAUAUCAAACACAAAUACAGCUAUUGGACCAGAAGAGGUGUUCCUCAGAUUCCACCUACUUUCCCGUUUGGCAAUCAUUCAAUAAGUUUACCAAAAGGUAUAUCAUUGGGAGGGCUUUCUGAAAUAUAUUAUAAAGAAUUUAAAAAACAAGGACAAAAAUUAGGGGGUGUCUAUUUAGGUUUGGAUCCAUAUCUAGUUAUAACUGAUGUUACAUUAGCAAAACAUAUUUUAACUACAGAUUUCUCAAGUUUCGUAGAUCGUGGUGUCUUUCACAAUAAAAAAAGUCCCCUUAGUGUGAAUAUAAUAACGCAAGGUGGAGAUGAGUGGAGAACUUCCAGGUCCAAAUUUACGAGCAUAUUCACAUCUGCCAAAAUGAAAUACUUCUUUAACACCAUAAAAAAAUGCAGUGAUGAAUUGGAAAGCAAUUUGGAAGUCUUAGCGAAAGAUGGAAAGGCAGAUAUUGAUAUUUACGAAGUUAUGGGUUGCUAUUUUACCGAUGUGAUAGGAUCAGUUACUUAUGGAGUCGACGCUAACAGUUUCAAGUCUCCAGAUGCCACUUUCAGAAAAUUAGGACGAGAUUUGUUUGGAACCUUUACAUUACCAUUCAGAUUUGCGUUAUUCAUCACCAUUUGCUACCCCAAAUUAGCCAAACUUAUUAACCUAGCUGGCUUCCAACCUAAUGUUGAAUCAUUCUUCAAAAAUUUUGUUCCGGAAGCUCUAGAAAACAGAAUCAAAAACAAAGAACAGAGAGCGGAUUUCCUGCAGUUAUUAAUCGAAAUGAAAAAUUCUGGAGUUGAUCUAACCACAGACGAAAUUGUUGGUCAGUCGUUCAUAUUUUUUGCGGCUGGCUUUGAAACAUCAUCAGCAGUUUCUGCGCUAAUGCUUUACGAAAUGGCUAAAAAUUCAGAGAUUCAACAAAAAGUAAGAGCCGAAAUUAAACAAGUUCUUUCAAAAUAUGGAGACUUAACCUAUGAUGCUAUACAGGACAUGACAUAUCUCUCUCAAGUAUUAAACGAGGCCAUGAGGAAAUAUCCUUUACUGCCAUCACUCCAUAGGGUCUGUGUUAAAGACUACCAAUUCCCAGAUUCAAACGUAGUAAUUGAAAAAGGAACUGCCGUUAUUAUGUCGGCUCAAGGAUGGCACCGCGAUGCAGACCUAUUCCCAGAUCCUAUGAAAUUUGAUCCUGAUAGAUUCGAAGAUAAAAAUGCUAAACUCGAAGGAUAUAUCCCAUUUGGAGAAGGACCUAGAAACUGCAUAGGAUUAAGACUAGGAAUUUUGCAGUCAAAGAUGGGUGUAGCAGAAAUAGUUAAGAAUUAUGAAGUCUCCGUAAGUCCAAACUGUAAAGAACCACUAGAGCUUGACCCACUUACUUUUGUAUUAAAGACUGAAGAUCCAAUCAUAUUAAGGUUAAAGAAAAUCAAUAAAUAAAUAUAUUUAAAAAAC